Messenger RNA from Asparagus officinalis (garden asparagus), 2310 nucleotides. Its product is annotated as protein FAR1-RELATED SEQUENCE 5-like. Bases 1 to 2310 code for a protein of 769 amino acids. The transcript is spliced from 5 exons. NCBI's taxonomy places the organism in Eukaryota, Viridiplantae, Streptophyta, Magnoliopsida, Asparagales, Asparagaceae. Gene Ontology annotation, molecular function: nucleic acid binding; zinc ion binding. The record is from RefSeq and is a predicted model, not a curated record. Gene Ontology annotation, biological process: regulation of DNA-templated transcription.
AUGGGAGAAUCAAGUGCUAGUGGAAUUGAAAUUUCUGCCAGUACAGAAAAUGCUCCUAAGCCACUACUCGGAAUGAAAUUUAAUACUUAUGAAGAAGCUUAUAACUAUUAUAACCAUUACGCAUUGUUGAUGGGUUUUGGAAUAAGGAAGAGCACAGUAAAUUACUCGAAGAAGACAAGAGACGUGCUGGAUAGAAAGUUUGUUUGUGAUAAGGAGGGCUAUAGAUCUAAUAGAGAUAAGAUGGAGAUGCCUUUUCGGCGAGAGACCCGAGUGGGAUGUAAGGCAAUGAUGAGAGUUAAAAUAUUAGAGGACAAAUCGUGGGAGGUCACGGGGUUUGUUGAAGAACAUACAAAUCAUGUGUUGAGUAGUCCAGACAAAGCAAAGAUGCACAGAUCACACCAACAAUUCCAUAAAUCUCAAAGUUGUAAAAGACUUAUUGAGAGUCUGCAAGAAGAAGGUAUGCCUCCAUCCACUAUUUCUCGCGUCAUUAACGCAACCACUGGAAGAGAAGGCGAAUUAGUGACACCACAACAGUGUAUUGAUCACAUCAGAUACCAGAGAGUCAACAAUAUUGGCCAUGAAUGCAUAUCUAUCAUAAAACAUUUUCAGAGUAUGUCAGCGAAUGAUCCAGAAUUCUAUUUUGCAAUAGAAGUGGACAAUAGUGGACAAAUGAGGAGUGUUUUCUGGGCUGACGGGAGAUCAAGAGCGUCUUAUUUGCAAUUCAGUGAUGUUGUUGUGUUUGAUGUGACAUACAGAACUAAUAAGUUCAGUCUUCCAUUUGCUCCAUUUACUGGUGUGAAUCAUCAUAGACAGUCCACUUUACUUGGUUGUGCAUUAUUAGCUGAUGAACAAGAAGAUACCUUUGUGUGGUUAUUUGAAGAAUGGCUGAAAUGCAUGCAUGGGGUUGAACCAGGUGCUAUUAUAACAGAUCAGGAUAGAGCCAUGUGUAAUGCUAUUCACUCUGUGUUUCCACUGACAAGACAUCGUUAUUGCUUUUGGCACAUGCAAAAGCACAUUACUGAUCAUUUGCCUACUUUGGUUUCUCGUUAUGGUGAACAGUUUCAAAGGUAUUGGGGCUUAUGGUGUAAUAGUUCUUCAAUUGAACAGUGUGAAGGAUAUUGGCUAGAGAUGAAGGAGAAGUUUGAUAUAAAUGAAGAAGGGGAUGGAUGGUUGCAAACUGUUUACAAAUAUCGAGAACAUUGGGUGUCAUGUUAUUUGAAGGACACUUUUUUUGCUGGAAUGAGAUCGAGCCAAAGAAGUAAAAGUAUUAAUGCAUUUUUUGAUGGGUAUGUUAACUCACAAACUCAAUUACACGAGUUUGUAUUACAAUAUGAAAAAGCAUUAACUCAUCGUCGCUUAAGUGAAGCUCAUGAAGAUUUUAAGAGUCUUAACACAAAGUCUGUCAUGCUCCUUGGACAUCCGAUUGAGGUCCAAGCUGGAGAAAUGUAUACACGCAACAUGUUUGAUGUGUUCCAAACCGAAUUCAAAGGAUUUGCUACAGAGUUUUGUGAAGAAUUAAGCAAAGAUGGGGAUAUUUUGAAUACAAAGAUUUGUAAGUUUGCAGAUAGAGAAAAAUGGGAGGUGGUUACUUAUGAAGAAUCCAGUAAGAUGCAAUUCAUUUGUUCUUGUGCUUUGUUUGAAACUAAUGGUGUUGUAUGUAGACAUAUAUUAUCACUAAUGAUGGCUAUGCAAAUUUCUUCAUUACCUGAUCAUUACAUCCUACACCGUUGGACUAUACAUGCUCGACAUCGUAACAUUGGGGUUGGCAAUAUUGUAUUUGGAAGAAACAUCACAAGCUGUGAAGAGAAGAUUAAUUUGUUGAAAUCUUGGGCUUUAAGAGCAAAAUUCAAUAAUGCGCUCGAGCUUGCAUUUGAUUCAGAAGAGAGGAUGCAGAAAUUAGAUAAUGUGUUAACAAAAUUCAUAGAAUCACUUGAAGAAGAAGUUAGAGAAACAGAAGAUAAUCCUCAGAUUUCAGCACCCAUUUCACAUACAAUGGAGCACAUUCCUCAGAUUACAGUUCGUGAUCCUGAAAAAUCUGCAAGGACUAAAGGUCGGCCACGCAAUGCUACUAGAAUUCAGUCAGGCUUAGAACAAGCACAAGGAAAAAAAGAGAGGAAGAAGCGUAUAUGUAGCAGAUGUGGUGAACUCGGGCAUUAUAGAACUAGCUGUAAAGUCAAUUUGCCAAGAAUUGGUUACCCUACUUGCCCUUUGAUAGCAUAUAGAUUUCCUAUUUUGAACUUGCCCUUUGACAGUCAUAAUAGCAUAUUGAGUAAGAGCAACAAGAAAUCUGCAAGCUGGGAUAACUUUUGA